Guillardia theta CCMP2712 is the source of this 2245-nucleotide messenger RNA. RefSeq lists its product as hypothetical. Gene Ontology annotation, biological process: protein localization to membrane. The transcript has 2 exons. Gene Ontology annotation, cellular component: membrane. NCBI's taxonomy places the organism in Eukaryota, Cryptophyceae, Pyrenomonadales, Geminigeraceae. The record is from RefSeq and is a predicted model, not a curated record. Bases 44 to 2026 code for a protein of 660 amino acids.
CAGGCCGUCAGGUUCUAACAGGAACGCUAGAGAUCGAAAUAGGAUGUCGACAACCCAGUCUUUCACGCUUAUUUUGUUUCUCUGGCUCCACGGCGUGUGCGCCUUCUACCUGCCGGGAGUGGCGCCGCGGAAGUAUGUGCAUGGGGAGCAGCUGAUGGUGAAGGUGAACACCCUGACGUCAGACCUCACGCCGCUGCAGUUCGACUACUACAACAUCCCCUUCUGUGAGCCCAAGGGGGGGGAGCACCAGCUCCCCGAGAACAUCGGGGAGGUGCUGGCUGGCGAGAGGACGGAGACUUCGGCCUAUCAGUUCCACACCAACGUAUCGAGGCUGUGCAAAGUCGCGUGCAGGAAGACGUGGACCCCUCAGAACGUCGACGAGUACCGCGACUUCGCAGGAGCCCGCUUCCGGGCCAACAUGCGCCUGGACAACCUCCCAGCAGCUGAGCUGGUGGUGUUCCGUGACCAGUACGGGAAGGAGUUUGUGUCGUACAAGCUCGGGUAUCCCAUCGCCGAGGUCUCUGGGUACAACUCCUCCAAGUUCUACAUCAACAACCACCUCAGGUUCACCAUCCGCUACCACAACGUGAAGCCAACGGGCACGCACAUGGACAAGAUCGACGAGCCAGGCGUCCUGAUCGUUGGGUUCGAGGUGAAGGCCAAGUCUAUCGAGCACAGGUACGAGGGAAAGUGGGACGAGAAGUGUGCGUCCAAGAACAGCUGCGAGCUGUUCACGUGCGACCCAAACAGAGGGCCGGACCCCAACGCCCCCAAGCUCCAGCUCCGAACGCACAAGAAGCAGGAGGUGGUGUUCACGUAUGACGUGCUGUGGGUGCACAGCGACGUCAAGUGGGCCUCGAGGUGGGACGUCUACCUGAAGAUGCAGUGGCAGGACGACGAGAUUCACUGGUUCUCCAUCGUGAACUCGUCGGUGAUCCUCCUCUUCCUCUCGGGAAUGGUGGCCCUCAUCAUGCUGAGGAUCCUCCGCAAGGACCUGUACAGGUACAACCAGCUCGAGCAGAGCGAGGAGGCGAGGGAAGAGGCCCGAGAGGAGACGGGAUGGAAGCUUGUGUCGGGAGACGUUUUCCGUCCUCCCAAGUACGCCUCCCUCCUCGCCGUCUACAUUGGCAGCGGAGUCCAGGUGCUAGGGAUGACGUGCUUCACGAUCGCCUUUGCGGUCUUGGGCUUCCUCAGCCCGUCGAACAGAGGCUCCCUCCUCGCUGCCGUUGUCCUCCUCUUCGCAUGCAUGGGGACGCCAGCAGGUUACAUCUCAGCGAGGUUCGUCAAGAUGUUCCAUGGAGCUGGGAUCGACAGGCUGCGAACGACCUUCAUGACAGCUCUGGUGUUCCCUGGCGUUGUCUUCGCCAUCUUCUUCGGUCUCAACCUCGUCCUCUGGGGAGACAAGUCGACGGGAGCGGUGCCCUUCACCACCCUCCUCGCCCUCCUGGUCUUCUGGUUCGGCGUUUCCCUUCCUCUCGUCUUCCUAGGGAGCUUCCUCGGAUUCCGCGCCAACCCCAUCCAGAACCCAGUGCGGACUAACCCCAUCCCCCGGCAGGUCCCCGAUCAGAUCUGGUACAUGCGAUCGCUACCCAGCAUCCUGAUGGGAGGUGUCUUGCCGUUCGGGGUUGUGUUUGUGGAGCUCUUCUUCAUCCUCUCCUCCAUCUGGCAGCACAGGUUCUACUACCUCUUCGGCUUCAUGCUCCUCGUCCUCAUCAUCCUCCUCGUGACCUGCGCCGAGAUCUCCAUCGUCAUGUGCUACUUCCAGCUGUGCUCUGAGGACUAUCACUGGUGGUGGAGAUCGUUCUUCACCUCGGGAGCGAGCGCCCUCUACCUCUUCCUCUACGCCUCCUACUACUUCCUCACCCGCGUCCACAUUGCCAAGAAGGCGUCGGUGAUCAGCGGACUCAUCUUCUUCGGUUACAUGACGGUUAUCUCCUACGCGUUCAUGGUGGUGACCGGCUUCAUGGGCUUCAUCGCCACCUUUCUCUUCAUCCGUAUCAUCUACGCGUCCAUCAAGGUAGACUAGAGGAGCGACAUGCAGGUCGAGCUGCGACGAGAGCACAGCCAAAGUUGAGGAGGGGGAGAGUUCACGAGCAGGAGGUAGGAAGGAGGAGAGCAGCGGGAGAGGGAGCAAGAGCAGCGAGGAAGGGAGAGCGGGAGACGCUUGUUGUGCAUCUCACGAGAGCAGACGGUGUAAAAGCAGAGAGUGUUUUUGUCCAUGUCAAGAAUGAAAGUGAUUAGAAGU